Molecule: messenger RNA, 1190 nt
Organism: Contarinia nasturtii (swede midge)
Lineage: Eukaryota; Metazoa; Arthropoda; Insecta; Diptera; Cecidomyiidae
Product: ATP-dependent DNA/RNA helicase DHX36-like
Exons: 3
Cellular component (GO): intracellular anatomical structure
Molecular function (GO): RNA binding
Source: RefSeq, a predicted model, not a curated record
GGUAUUAAAUUGAUUAAACAGGAAGAUAAAACUCUGAUCGAAGCUAUACAAAACGAAAAAACAUUCGUUGGACCUUCGCUGUUAUAUUUGAAACGUCUCGCAAAUUAUGCGGUAACACAAAAUUUUCAAGCCACAUUUUUUGGAGUCGACUCCAAGCAAUGCCAAGCAAUCCCAAUUUGAAGAUAAUUCUAAUGUCAGCAACGCUAAACAGCGAAAAAUUCAGUAGAUAUUUCAAUGGUUGUCCGAUUAUCGAUGUGCCUGGAUGUACUUUUGAUGUUCAAACUAUGCAUCUCGAAGAAGUAUUAAUCAAAACAGAAUACAAAAUGAGCAAAAUGGCGACAUAUUUGGAAGAGAAUCAAGUAUCGCAAAUUCGGCGUAUAAAAGAUGAAGACAUGCCGCGAUCAUAUCGCUUAAUGUGCGACAGUCGCCUGGAUUCUUAUAUUUUGCGAAAAGAUUGUGAAUCAUUUGAAAACGUUUUUUCUCUCAUUGAAGGCGACUACAUGCCGGCCAAUUAUGUUCAUCGUACAAAGCAACGCACCGUGUUGGGAAUUGCUGCGGAAAAUGGUUCACUGAAUAUGAUGUUAAAGCUUUUGGCUUUUGGUGAAAGUGCGACCUUUAAAGAUCCAUUUGGUAAAAGCGCAAUUGAUUAUGCGAAAGAAAAUAAACAAGAGGAAUGUUGUGAGGGUUGUGAGCUCUUAAUGUGUUAUGAACGUGUGACAUCCACCACAACAUGGAAAAAAUUACGUGGAAAUUGGAAGAGCGUAUCGAUCAACACAAGCUACGACGAUAUAUGCGAACAACAUGAAAAGUUAGUAAGCGUACAUGGAUUACAGGAUUGGGGUUAUAAGAUUUUUGCGCUGCAUAGCGAACUAAAUGAUGAAAACAAUGAGGGUCAUGCUCAUGUCUUUGAUCGCAUGGAAAAUGGCGUUCGAAAAAUAAUAUUAUCUACAAAUAUUGCAGAAACAGCACUUACAAUAGAUGAUGUCGUCUACGUUAUUGAUGCCGGAAAAGCAAAAUCGCUGUUUUAUGACGCGGAAACCAAAUCGACCAUUCUCGAAUUAAAGUCUAUUUCACAGGCAUGUGCAAAACAGCGCAGUGGCAGAGCUGGUCGCGUUCAAAACGGCUUCUGUUAUCGUUUGUAUUCAUUGGAACAAUACAAAAUGAUGCACAAAUAUAAGCCAGCAGAAAUU